This is a messenger RNA of Cinclus cinclus, 3244 nucleotides long. RefSeq names its product RRN3 homolog, RNA polymerase I transcription factor (gene RRN3). Gene Ontology annotation, molecular function: RNA polymerase I general transcription initiation factor activity; RNA polymerase I core binding. Gene Ontology annotation, biological process: transcription initiation at RNA polymerase I promoter. Gene Ontology annotation, cellular component: nucleus. The coding region runs from base 85 to 1935 and encodes 616 amino acids. The transcript is spliced from 18 exons. NCBI's taxonomy places the organism in Eukaryota, Metazoa, Chordata, Aves, Passeriformes, Cinclidae. The record is from RefSeq and is a predicted model, not a curated record.
GGCGCGGGGCGCGGCGCCGCGGGCCCCGGUAGCGGGGGCGCGGCCACAACCGCAGGGCAAAAGGGGGGCAUCGGAGCCGUGACCAUGCUGGGAGCCGGCGAGUUCAUCAGCUCCCCGCCCAGGAAGACGGUGCGGUUCGGGGGGACCCUGACCGAGAUCCUGCUGAAGUACGAAAAGGGUGACACCACAGAUUUUGAGUUGUUAAAACAUCAGCUGUCAGAUCCAGACAUAAAGGAUGCCCAGAUCAUUAAUUGGCUGCAUGAAUUUCGAGCUUCUGUUGCAUAUUUGACCAAAGAGCUUGAACAACUAGUCAACAUUUUGCUGAAGCUGCCAUGGCUGAGAAGGAGCCGAGAGGUAGUGGAAGAGUAUCUGGGCUUUCUUGGCAAUCUUGUGUCAGCACAAACAGUCCAUCUCAGGCCGUGCCUCCGGAUGAUUGUGUCACAGUUUGUCCCCCCUCGAAUAACCAUCAGAGAAGAUGAUGUGGAUAUUUCAGAUUCUGAUGAUGAUGAUGAAAACAUUUCUGAAAACUUCGACACAUGCCACAGAGCAUUGCAAACUGUUGCAGGAUAUGUUCCUUCGACACCACAGUUUCUCAUGCCGAUACUUGUGGAAUUCUUUCCCUUCAUUAAUAAAUCAGAAAGAACUCUGGAAUGUUAUGUCCAUAACCUGCUGCGAGUUACUGUGUAUCUUCCAAGUCUGAGGCUUCAGAUUCUGGAGCUUAUUAUUGAAAAGCUGCUGAAGUUGGAUGUUAGCACUCCACAGCAAGAUAUUGAAGAUGCUGAAGAAGCUGCUAAUAACUCUGCUAGCGAGGAAAAAUCUACAGAGGAGGGACUUUUUGACAUGGAGGAAGAUGAAGACAGAAAAGGAAACAAAGUUGUCUCUCCCAGUACUGAGAGAAUGGCCCAUCCACUUGCAGAGCGCCUGGACAUCCUGAUGACCAUCCUGUUUUCCUACAUUAAAGAUGUUUGUCAUGUGGAUGGUAAGCUUGACCUCAGCAACACAAAGGAUUUGUAUCGGGAUCUGGUUUCUGUUUUUGACAAGCUCAUUUUACCAACCCAUGCUUCAUGUCAUGUACAGUAUUUCAUGUUCUACAUCUGUAGCUUUAAAUUGGGGUUGGCUGAAGCAUUUUUAGACCAUCUUUGGAAGAAACUGCAGGAUCCAAACAAUCCUUCAGUAAUUAGGCAGACUGCUGGGAGUUAUAUUGGCAGCUUCUUGGCAAGAGCUAAAUUUAUUCCCAUUGUUACAGUGAAAGCAUGUCUGGAUCUUCUGGUGAACUGGUUACAUAAAUACAUUGAUAAUCAGGAUACAGGAGCUAAUGCCUACUGUGAUGUAGCUCUCCAUGGGCCAUUCUAUUCUACAUGCCAGGCAGUGUUCUACACACUUAUUUUCCGUCAUAAACAACUUUUGGAUGGAAAUUUAAGGAAAGGCCUGUCAUAUCUGCAGAGUUUAAAUUUUGAGCGCGUUGUAAUGUGUCAGCUAAACCCCCUGAAGAUUUGUAUCCCUUCUGUUGUCAACUUGUUUGCUGCCAUUACCAGGAAAUACCAGUUAGUGUUCUGCUACACGAUUAUUGAGAGGAACAACAGGCAGUUCAUCCCCGUUGUGCGGAGCGGCACCGGGGGUGACCUUGUGCAGACCUGCACCAACCCCCUCGACAGCUUCUUCCCCUUUGACCCCUACAUACUUAAAAGAUCAAAGAAGACCAUCGAUCCUAUGUAUCAGUUCUGGGAAGAGCUGAGUGCUGAAGAUCUUGAGAAUCUGAAGAAACCCAUUAAAAAGGGUUCUUCUGAAGAUGAAGAUGAUGACUUCUUGAAAGGAGAAACUCCUCAAAAUGAUGGUGUAGUUGAAAUUGCACCAAAUUCUUAUGAGUCAAACACACGGAGCCCUGUGAGCAGCAUUGGCUCUCCUGCAGACUGUUACGUGCCGUACCCACUGUGACACUGAAAACCAGAAUGGAAAAGGUUGAAAAUUGUGUGCAAUGUUUUACUCUGGAAAGAGACCUGAGCUCAACUUUCCAAACUGGCAAAUGUUUAAGUAACUACAUUUAAGAAAAAAUACUUUUUCUUAUUCAUCAGAUUUCUACAGAUAUGUUAUAGUAAAGUUAUAUGUUGCUAGAAAAGCUUAGAGAAUAAAUAGGGUGAUAUUUUACAAAUUUCACAUUGAAAUGUUUUUAUGACAUAGAAGGGUUUUUUUUUUAAUAGUUUUGUCCGACUUCAAAACUUCGUUUACUAAUGUUUCCCUACAAGGUUUUAAAUAUCAGGAGUGAAAUUCUGGUGUUUCUUCCUGCAGAUUUGUGUGGGGGCCAGAAUUCCACUGUCAGUGUUGUGACUCUGAUGACUCUUCUUGAGCUGGUUUCAAAGGAAUGGUGUAAUCUCUCAAUAGGCAGGGCAUGAAUCCAGUCUGGCAGUGGCUCUUCCACACACAAUUCUUCAGCUUUUCUUGUCUGUAGAACUGUACUUGGUGAAGCCACUUGCUAGUGGGAAGUGUACUGAGACAGAAAGCAUUAUCCCUCUGUAAAUCUGUAGCUGACACACACCUUUCCCAGCUAGGAAGGUCCUAGACAUAUAAAAGUGAUGGUUGUUGGAAGUGUUGAAAAUGAGGGAGUAGCUGAAUGUAUUAUUUGUAGAUAGUUUUCUUUGGGUGCUUGUGAAGUGCUCCAAGACAGGUAUUUAUUUGCCAGGUUUGAAGUUUAUAUGUGAAUGCUGAGAAUAGGAAAAAAAAAUAAUCUUCCCUUACGGAAAGGAUGUGAUGGUGUCAGUGGUCUCCUUGUGUUGUCCAUGUGUCUGUCAGUCAGUGUAGAGUUUCUCUACAGAUGUUUCUUGUCUUCUUUUCAUGGUUGCUGGUUUUUGGAGUUUGAGUAAGAAUAUUAGCAAUGGGAAAAAAAUAAAUGUUAUUCAUGUUAACAUUUAGUUGAAAAUUUUAUGUAUUUGAGACUAAACUCUUAAUUUCCCUUCUUUAGAAUCUGAACUUUGAGGCUUUCAAGACGUUUUUCUUUGGAGCCAAUAAAGUUCGAUGCAAACAGUGCAAUUCUUAACAUCCUUGAGAAAACAACAUCUCUAUGUAACUGAGGUGGCCUCUGUGUAGCCUGACUUCUCAGAGUUGGGGUGUUCAUUCUGACAGACUUCAGAAAUGAGUUUUGGGGAUGACACUGCAAAGUGCAUCAGUGGAUUCUUCAUUGUAUAAACUGAGAUGUUUUGGUUUUAAUUGUAGUCUUCUUUUUUGUCAGUCCUGAGUAAUAAACAAUAGA